AUGAAGAGUGAAGGAGGCUUGUGCAGGCUUAAGUCACGGGGCGCACGACUCCUUCACACUAUGAAAGAGCGUAGCAUUUAUGUAUUUCUUCGUAUACACAGGUUUACUUCCAGAACUCAGCAAGCUGUCCAAUAUGUUCUUUUUAAAACUACGCUUACGAUGGGAUUUACUGUCAUCAGCGGUGGUUUCCCUAUGCUAUAUUUACAAUCUCAUGUUCUGAUUCCUCAAUUUAUAUCCAUGAUAAUGGCCGCUUUGCAACGAAUGUACAUCACAGCAUGGGCAGCCGAUGAUUUGAAAGAAGUUGUAAGUUUUAUAAGAAAAAAAUAAUAGAAAAAAUUCUGUUUACGGGAGUAGCAGGUGCACUAUAAAGAGAACAAACAUAAUCGAUAAAGAUAAAGAUUAGGGGUGGGUGUAACGAAAGAAAGUCUAUUUUAUUCAGCACUAUAUUUAAUAAAGGCAGUCACUUUAUGUACAAGUCACAAUGUUCUUUCCCGUGACCAACAGAGUAGACACAAGCUGUGCACAAUGGAUCACAAAAGCUAUGCUGCUCAAUAAUAAUUAUGGCUUACUCUCGAACAGCUUUUAAGAAUCUAUUAUAAUAAUUCACUAUGAUAGAAUAAACAAUUGGUUGCAAAAUCAAAUUUUAUUUCUAUUUUUUCAUUUUUGAUCUUGCGACGAUUUUUCUCUUUGCUUUAACUGGCUUCCGCUCUCCCGUGAUACGUGGACGGACGGGUGUUGCCGUCCCGCUCUCGCUGUUGCGCGCGGGUCUUACUCGGAGGUGCGCGCCGACGACGGGGAGUGUGGUCGCCGGGCGCGAGAAGCGCGAGAUGCGGACGGAUCGAGUCGUCGUCAAAAACCGCGGAGGAAAAUGAUAACGCGCAGGGAAGGAGCGGGAUCUCGGUAGCUCCGCGCGUACCGUGCCGCGAGCCGAAAACUCCACGCGAUAGACGAAGAUGGGGCGCCAGACGCGGUCUUUCACGCGUCACGUCGCGAAAUCCGCGAAAUCGCACAAACGAUAUGGAGCGGCCCGCGUCACGGGCAGGCUAGCUCGCCUAACGGUAGAGGGACGGGGCGGUGGUUGACACUAAAAGAUUACAGAGGCCACGGGACUUAACUUCCUCUUACGACGGACGAGACACACGAAGAGGGAGACGUACACGAA
Molecule: messenger RNA, 1162 nt
Organism: Vollenhovia emeryi
Lineage: Eukaryota; Metazoa; Arthropoda; Insecta; Hymenoptera; Formicidae
Exons: 3
Coding region: 1-327 (108 amino acids)
Source: RefSeq, a predicted model, not a curated record